This is a messenger RNA of Orbicella faveolata, 912 nucleotides long. Its product is annotated as alkaline phosphatase-like. Lineage: Eukaryota; Metazoa; Cnidaria; Anthozoa; Scleractinia; Merulinidae. Gene Ontology annotation, molecular function: alkaline phosphatase activity. Gene Ontology annotation, biological process: dephosphorylation. The record is from RefSeq and is a predicted model, not a curated record.
UUGUUUAUCUAAGGUGUACUCGGUCUAGACUCUACGGUAGAGAAAGGUAACUGCGCCUCAAUGACCGAUAAAAGCAAAGUUGUUUCAAUCCUCACGCUUGCUGAGAGAGCUGGAAUGUCAACCGGAAUCGUGACCACCACGCGAAUCACCCACGCUACUCCCGCCAGCUCGUACGCGCACUCAGUAGACCGUAACUGGGAAAGCGAUGUGGAUGUCAAACCCUCAGGUGGUGGAUCCAAUUGCCUGGAUAUCGGUGUACUCGGUCUAGACUCUACAGUAGAGAAAGGUAACUGCGCCUCGAUGACUGAUAAAAGCAAAGUUGUUUCAAUCCUCACGCUUGCUGAGAGAGCUGGAAUGUCAACCGGAAUCGUUACCACCACGCGAAUCACCCACGCAACUCCCGCCAGCUCGUACGCGCACUCAGUAGACCGUGACUGGGAAAGCGAUGUGGAUGUCAAACCCUCAGGUGGUGGAUCCAAGUGCCCAGAUAUCGCGCAAAAACUAGUCAAAAAGCAACAAAANGAGUUUGGCAAGACCUACACCACACUUGGGUAUGCGGACGGCCCCGGUGGACUGAACGGAUCUCGUCCAGACCUGCGCACAGUGAACACGACAGCUGAAGACUUCCUUCAACAAGCGACAGUCGUAUUGGAAUAUGAAAGUCACGGUUCUGAGGAUGUUGGGGUAUUCGCGGACGGGCCUGGAGCGUAUUUGUUUCAUGGAGUGGUGGAACAGCAGUAUGUUUUUCACGUGAUGGAUUACGCCUUGUGUCUGAGUGAGAGCAAGCAGAAAUCAUGUGUCAAGCACGUGGACAGAGGUGGCCCAAAUCCCAAAAGCGUGGCUGGACCUUCCUCUCUCGCCACUCCGUCGCUAUAUGUUCUGAUAAUUGCAGCGUUGCGGUUGCUCGUUUGA